Messenger RNA from Mercenaria mercenaria, 784 nucleotides. RefSeq names its product mammalian ependymin-related protein 1-like. Gene Ontology annotation, biological process: cell-matrix adhesion. Gene Ontology annotation, cellular component: lysosome; extracellular region. The record is from RefSeq and is a predicted model, not a curated record. Bases 148 to 750 code for a protein of 200 amino acids. Gene Ontology annotation, molecular function: calcium ion binding. The transcript has 6 exons. NCBI's taxonomy places the organism in Eukaryota, Metazoa, Mollusca, Bivalvia, Venerida, Veneridae.
AAUUACCUCGAGGAGGAAGUUUAAAAUGUAUGCGGAAGAUAUAGUAUUCAAUAAAUGCGUGUAAUAUUCAGGUGAUAUAAAUUAAACUAUUUCUUCAGAUACAAAGAUUCUUUUUGUGGAUCACCUGCAAUACAACAGCAACCAAAGAUGAGACUACUCAUUUUCCUUGUGGCUGUCACGUAUUUAGUCUGUUGGGCUGACCUCUGCUGCUUUCCAAAGCAAUGGGAAGGAACUCUGAGCGUGUUGAUGCCAAAUUCUUCUCAAGGCGGAUUAUUUUCUCAGGAUAAUGUAGACAUCUCUGUUGAUAUGACUGGACAAAGGAUACGAGAGUAUGUUCGCUCCACUGGCACCAUAUAUCUGAUGUUUUACAAAGAGGGUGUUGGCUACAUGAUUGACAAUUCGACCUGUUCUAAAGGAAGUGUUUCACCAUGGCCUAGCGGUGCAGUUUGUGUUCCAGGAGAUGCCAAGUUACUUAGGAAAUACCAGCUUGGUAUAAAAGAAAAGAUGAAUGUAAUUGACUACAUAUUCAUUACAAAUAGCAAAACAUCGGGCAAUAUGCUAGAGCAAACAGUUAGAACAGUAACAGAUAUGUGUCAACCGGUGGAAGACAAAGUCAUGCGUAAAUAUUCAGAGUGGAAUAGUACUGACGUAUAUACUGUCACCUAUGAGAAUAUCACACCAGGAAUCAAGGACCCAAGCGUGUUCAAUAUACCUAGUACCUGCAAAUCAUCUACAAGAAAGGUUUGCUGAUUGCAAUACUUGUUAACUGUAAACAAUACUGCUA